This is a messenger RNA of Rotaria socialis, 447 nucleotides long. The record is from the annotation of a GenBank genome assembly. NCBI's taxonomy places the organism in Eukaryota, Metazoa, Rotifera, Eurotatoria, Philodinida, Philodinidae.
AUGCGCGAUUUAUCAUUUUAUCCUAGAUAUAAAAUACUACGAGCAAUUUUUUCCACAGUGCGAAACAAAGACACCAUUGAUACUACACGAUACGACUUUGAACGAGAAUUUCUUCCUUCAGCUAUGUCGCUACCACCCAAACAUGGCAAUCAUAGGUCCAGGCGACCGUCAAAUUCACGUACUCGUCAACCAGCACCAACUAACGAUCGACCAUACGAUCAACAGCAUCCUCAGCAUCGUAGUUAUUCACGGAGAGGAGCACGCAAUCCAAGCGUUGGAUUCUGUCAAGGAAGACGAGAUAACAGCAGCAACAGAAGAUCGAAUUCAAGAGGGAGGUAUCCCAAUGCACCGAAGGUUGUUGACAAUUCAUCAUCACCACCCCUAUCUACCGAAGAAAUGACGCAGAAAAUCUUAGAUAUUUGUAGUGUAUCUAGGAAAUUUUAUUAG